This is a messenger RNA of Dermacentor albipictus, 749 nucleotides long. RefSeq lists its product as uncharacterized. The record is from RefSeq and is a predicted model, not a curated record. Lineage: Eukaryota; Metazoa; Arthropoda; Arachnida; Ixodida; Ixodidae.
UGUGGCCACAAUGACCACCUCGCCACUCGCUUGUAACCUACUUGCAAACUAUCGUCUCAUAGCAGCUGCCUACCGAAGCUUAGUGGAAUCCUGCAGUCGCUUAAGUCUCACCUGGCAAAGACAUGGCAAAAACGCAGCUUUUUGCAGCCCUUCUUGUUAGCGGUUUCAUGACACUUUUCAAACGUAUACAUGGCGGCUACGGUGAUGUCAUCAUUGCGACUCCGGAGAUGAGGAAGUUUGUAGGCACAAGAGAACCUAUAUGGACGUACAGUGAUACAGGUAAAAGUCUUGUGCGAUGCAAGGUGGACAUAACAAGCACAAUGAAUAACAGAGCAGUAUUAUUCAGAAGAAUGUACUCCUAUGAGGGACAAAAAUAUUCUGCCAAUCAAUGGGGAGUCUUCGAUAAAAUUUACAAAGAGAGGAUGGUGAUACGACCUGCAGGUCCUAUAUUUUACCAAAUGGAGCAGCUAAUAUUUAUGUCUAAGGACUACAGUUGUGCGGUGGUUAUGACAACGUUGAUCGGUACACACGUCUUCAUAGCUCCCACCCGCUGGUACGAGCUUCGAGUGCGGAACUCUUCCAUUGUGACGGGACCCCACGAGGAGUGCUUGCAAGAAUUCAAGGACGUGGCGUACCCAAGGCGCAUUGUCUAUACACCAGAUUGCCAGAGAAUUGCUCUGUUGGACAAUGUAAAAUGGUAAUAAAAGUUGUACGGCGCAUGGCGGAGGCCAAAUGGCAGCCCACGGCUG